This is a messenger RNA of Fusarium proliferatum ET1, 489 nucleotides long. RefSeq lists its product as uncharacterized. The transcript has a single exon. The coding region runs from base 1 to 489 and encodes 162 amino acids. NCBI's taxonomy places the organism in Eukaryota, Fungi, Ascomycota, Sordariomycetes, Hypocreales, Nectriaceae. The record is from RefSeq and is a predicted model, not a curated record.
AUGGCAGAAGAUCUGAUAAAGUUUGCCCAGACGAUUACGUACAUCCCCAGAAUCAUAGAACAUAAGAACGCCGCUAAUCAACUGGUAACUACCCAGGGUGCUCACUAUCCGCCCGCCGAUUCAGUCCAUUUUCUAGAAACGGCAUCAUCCAAGUCUUCGUCCGGCAAACUGGCAAAGCACAAUUUAUCUCCUUGCUUGGUAGCUCUGGACGACAUGCGAAAGUACUACGUGUCGAUAAAUGCGGCGUACAAGCUAUUUGACCGCGCGAGGAUCAUGGUGGAUAAGUCACUCCAUAACGAUGAAAUAGUUUCGCAAGGUUCCACAUCUGCAGCUGACUGCCUGCGAGAACCUCAGGGGAUUGAGACAUCAGAAUGGCUGGAUAAGUCUGCGUCUUUAGGCUUUGAUGUUGCAUCUGUGGGAUUGUUUUCUGCUCUUUGGAUGCCAUUUGCAGAUCUCAUACCAGACGAGUCUCUAGACAGUUCGUUCUAG